Molecule: messenger RNA, 972 nt
Organism: Diplodia corticola
Lineage: Eukaryota; Fungi; Ascomycota; Dothideomycetes; Botryosphaeriales; Botryosphaeriaceae
Exons: 4
Coding region: 1-972 (323 amino acids)
Source: RefSeq, a predicted model, not a curated record
AUGGUUGUCCUCGAACGCCUACCGGGCCUUGAAGUCGAGGUCCAUGUAAACGGACAGCCCGCCGCCGAACUUGAAAGCUCCGAUUUGCCGGAUGAGCACAGACAGGCCACACGCUACAUCGAAGCCGUCUCCGGUGCCGAGUUCCAUGUUCAGUGGACUUUCAACGCUGCCGACUUCAAGUACAGGAAUUACGCCAUCAACGGCAUUGUCUAUGUCGACGGCAAAUAUGCCGAUGGCCGCAUCUUCCGCCCGGACGCCGUCAAGCACAAGGAUUCCUUCACCGUCAAGAUGUCCGGAGUGUGGAAAAAGGAGAAGGGCCGCUUUGUUGAGCGGCCUAUGAUGUUCUCCGAUAUCAUGAUGGACGAGGCUGGUCAGAGUGCCGCGAUAAAAGGCCUCAAAGAGAAGCUGGACCUUCUCGGCGAAAUCACCGUCAAGCUAUACCGAGGCCGCGCCAUACCGUCGCAUGGCGAAGGAAGCCGAAAGGCCUUCAGCACCAUCGACAAAGUACCCGAAAGAGCUCUCAAGGGCCGGGCCGUCUCUCACCAAGCAAGUUUGGGGAAGGCUAGACAUAGCGGCGCUUGGAUCACCUGGGAUUUCGAGUACGAAGAUUACGAGAACGGGAAGAGGCAUCCGUUCGCCAUCUUCACAUUCAGGUACCGGUCACGAAGAGCUUUGCAGGCCGAGUGUAUUAUCCCGCGGACUCCGACCCCGGUGCCGUUAGAAGAGCGUCCGAUUGAAGAGCUCACACCUGAGGAACUACGAGAGCUUGUGCGGCGUCAAAGGGAACGAGAAGCUGCCCAAUUAGUCGUCAAGCAGGAGUUGAAGCGCGAAAGAGAGAGUAGCAGCAUGUUCACCCUCCCCAGUGUCUCCAGUGACAUGAUGGACUCGGACAUGGAGAUCAACGACGGGCCUUCUCGGAAACGGCAGCGGACGACCCAUGUCGAGGUCAUAGAUCUGUGUGACUCGGACUGA